Pristis pectinata (smalltooth sawfish) is the source of this 1337-nucleotide messenger RNA. Its product is annotated as pancreatic secretory granule membrane major glycoprotein GP2-like. The coding region runs from base 53 to 1267 and encodes 404 amino acids. The transcript has 9 exons. Lineage: Eukaryota; Metazoa; Chordata; Chondrichthyes; Rhinopristiformes; Pristidae. Gene Ontology annotation, cellular component: cell surface; apical plasma membrane. Gene Ontology annotation, biological process: neutrophil migration. The record is from RefSeq and is a predicted model, not a curated record.
GCUUGUAACUAUAAAUUAUUGUCUUCAGGACAAUUUUUAGAAGUUUUUUUUAAUGUCACGUUCAGAAUUUUACAUUGGUGGGAUCUCCUCAGAUGAGAGGCGAAUUUGCAGAGCUUGUUUGUGGGUGCUAUUAAACGUGUUGACGCUGCUGUUUUGCGGGCUUGUUCCCGUGUACAGUACUGACUGUGACCCCAACCCUUGUAAGAAUGAGGGGACCUGUGUUGUUGUAGAUGGGCUUGCUCAGUGCAACUGUCUUCAUGGGCUCAGAGGAGAGACUUGUGAAGAUAUAAAAAUGGAUGUUGAGUGUGAGCAGACCUACAUAAAAGUACUAAUUAUAAAGGAUUACUUUGAUUGGAAAAAUGUAAGCAUGGACUCUGUACAGUUGGCUGAGGAUGCCUGCAAAGCUGCAAUAGAAGUUGUAAAUGGAGAAGAAUACUACACUAUCACUAUACACCACAAUAAUUACUCCAGUUGUGGUACUGUUGUGCUGAGUAAUGCUACCCACAUUAUGUAUAUUAAUGAACUGGAGACUCGACAUGCAACAGGUAUCAUCACCAGGCUUCCUUCUGAAGCAAUUGACUUCACUUGUGUGUACUACCGUGAAAGGACAGUGCAACUUGCAUUUCCAAUACAGCCAAAGACUACAGUUGCAGUACUACAUGUGCAGGAAGGAGUAGUCACCAUAUCAAUGGCUCUCUAUGAAAGCGCCAAGUAUGAGACUGCUUAUGUGGAACUGCCAGUUAUACCUUGGUCGGAGAGAUUGUACAUCAGUUUGAAGAUUGAACCUGGAGAGCAGAACUUCUUUGUCUUGACUAUAAAUGAUUGUUGGGCUACGCCAACCAAAGAUCCCGAUGACUUGCCUCAGUAUUACCUGAUAAAGAAGGGAUGUCCUACUGAUGAGACUGUGCAGUAUCACAAUCAAAUUGGAAAUGAGACAACAGGCAACUUCAGUAUGCAAAUGUUUCGAUUUACCAAGCAUCCUGUGGUGUUCCUGCAUUGCAGAACUGAAAUUUGUGUUCCUGACAGUCUGGAGCCUUGUAUGAUUGAAUGUCUUGGCCAAUCAUCACAGAAAACCAAAAGGGAAACCCAUAACAACUAUAGAGGGUUGUUGACUUAUGGACCUAUUCAUUGGACCCAUCCAAAGUCACAUCUGCCUGAAGGUCGCAAGUCCAAUCUUGUGCUUGCUACCAUUCCAGGCAUAAUUGUGAUAUCUUCAAUGGCAUUCCUUGUCCUUGCAAUUACUUUGGCUAAAGUAAUGAGAACAUAAAGUCAGCUGCUUGUCCUGCAAAAUUUACAAACUGAAUAAAGGCAUCAAUACAUAACUAAAUGUGUGACAA